Leptosia nina is the source of this 495-nucleotide messenger RNA. NCBI's taxonomy places the organism in Eukaryota, Metazoa, Arthropoda, Insecta, Lepidoptera, Pieridae. The record is from the annotation of a GenBank genome assembly.
AUGCUGAAGAAUUUAGAUUUUAAAACCAACGGUAUUCCAAUGAAAUUAACAGUAGGCGAUGAAGUAAGUGAAGACGCGAAUGAAAAUUUAGAAAACGCAGAGAGUGUUCCGGGUAAGUCUGAUGAUGUGAAGAGAAAAGAAACAAGUGAAUCGAGAUUGGCAACAAAAAAUGACAGCAAUGUUGUUGAUAACCACGUUAAUAACAUACAACAGGACUUAAAGGACAUUGAGGCUGUUUUAAAAUCAAAAGCGACGUAUCUCUAUAACCACCCGUCUAGCAAAAAAAAUAGUCUAGCCAAAAUCAAACUUAUGUUAAAGAAUAUAAAGAAGAUGUUAAAGAGAGAAGAGAAGAAAGUGGAGAUUGACGAUUUCAAGUCGUACAUUCCUAUUAGUGAAGAUGUGAAGAAUCCGGCUCCACGAGGAUUGGGCAGAUCGUCUUUUCUGGAUGGACUACAGAUAAUAAAUAGCGGCAAGAAAAUUCAGGACUUUAUAUAG